AUGCCGAUAUUAAAAAAUACAGAGACUGUCCCAGAUAUUCCAAUCAUUGAUUUUGAGCCAUUUCUAACUGGAAAUGCUCAGACGAAAACAGAAGUUGGUAAAAAGAUGGUCCAAGUUAUGAAAGAUGUUGGGUUUAUGUAUCUUAUAAAUCACGGAAUAUCCUCAAUUAUGAUGGAAGAAGCAUUUGAAUUUAGCAAAAUGUUCUUUGCUUUAUCAGAUGAUGAGAAAGCAAAAUGUGCUCAUCCUGCAAAUGGAGCACAUCACAGGGGUUGGUCUGCACUUGGGAAAGAAAAAGUUGUUCAAAUGGUUUUUGGUGAAGAUGAAAUCUCUGAAUUGAGAAAAAGGCCCGAUGUGAAAGAGUCUUUCGAUUGUGGAAACGAAAAUUCGAUGUACUGCAAUUUUUGGCCCGAAGAAGACGCAAUCCAUGGAUUCAAAGGUGCUUGCAUAGGAUACUUCAAGGCUUUCGAUGAUACAUCAAAGUUAAUACUCCGUGCUAUAGCUAUAGGAAUGGGUCUUGACGAGGAAUUUUUUCUUCCAUACCACUCCGAUUCUGAUAAUCAGUUGAGAUUAUUACACUAUCCACCAACCAAGCAGGAGGAUUUGCAAAAUGGAAAGGCUGAAAGAAUUGCAGCACACACUGAUUUUGGAACCUUAACAAUGCUUCUUCAGGACGAGUGUGGAGGUUUAGAAGUUGAAAAUCCUCACUCCCCCGGGUCAUUUAUAUCUGCACCUUUCAUAAAAGAUUCACUUAUCGUAAAUAUCGGAGACUUCUUAAUGAGGUGGUCUAAUGAUCAAUUAAAAUCAACUUUGCAUAGGGUAAGGUCCCCUCCAAAGGAUUCUGAAACAGGAAUUUCCAAAGUCAGAUACUCGAUUCCUUUCUUCGUCUCCUGUAACAAAGAUGUAAUUAUUGACUGUCUUCCAGGCACUUUCUCAGAGAGUGAACCCAAGAGAUAUAAGCCAAUAAAUUCUUUAGAUUAUCUAAGCAUGAGACUCAAUGCUACGUAUUAA
Molecule: messenger RNA, 1008 nt
Organism: Priceomyces carsonii
Lineage: Eukaryota; Fungi; Ascomycota; Pichiomycetes; Serinales; Debaryomycetaceae
Product: isopenicillin N synthase family dioxygenase
Exons: 1
Coding region: 1-1008 (335 amino acids)
Molecular function (GO): 2-oxoglutarate-dependent dioxygenase activity
Source: RefSeq, a predicted model, not a curated record